AUGACGUCUAAAUCGGAGAUCGAUCGAGGAGGCACUUCAAUGGCUGACGAUCCAGUGGGUCAACUGAAGUUGUCCAUUUCCAAACUGGCCGAAGGCAUACAGAAAAUGGGCGACGUACUUGGCGCGGUCAAGCUCGACGCAGCUACAUCCACUAGAAAUGAACCUGCGAAAGCAGGGGAGUCCACAAAUGCUGCAGCUGGAACGAAGGCUCCUGAAGAAGAUGGAAAAAACACUGCAAGGGAUAAAGCUUCACAAAAGGCUGAGAAGGCAAAAGUACCAAACCAGCAAUUAGAUCAGCCCAAAAGCGCCGAAGAAGUUAAAGCUCAACGAGCCAAUAAAGCAGCAGCGAAGAAGGCUCGAGCUGAAGCAGCAGCAGCUAAAAAAGCUGCCGAAGGAGAUCAAGCAAAAGUGCAAAACAAACAAGACCAUCCGAGUAAGCCGAAAAAGGUUCCUGAAAAGGGCCCUGCUCCUGCAGACAAAGCUCAGAUGAAUGGAGACAAUAAUCAGAACCAGGUAGGUGGGUUGCAUUAG
This is a messenger RNA of Cooperia oncophora, 531 nucleotides long. NCBI's taxonomy places the organism in Eukaryota, Metazoa, Nematoda, Chromadorea, Rhabditida, Trichostrongylidae. The record is from the annotation of a GenBank genome assembly.